UGAAGCCUCUGAAAUCCGAAUUGAGUGUUUGAAGAAAAACUCGUGACUCGCGCAAGGGAAAACGCCAUUUCUCGAAUCCAGUUCUUCAGAAUUCACAGCCUCUUCUUUGUUUUUUUCCUCUCUUUCAUCGAACUCACUCAGCCUCUGCUUCUGAUUAGAGAGAGGGAUUCAUCGGAAGUUUUUGUUCUCCGAUCUCCGUUGAUUUUUCGGAUGGCGAUCUCCGACCGGCAACAGUCGCGCUCGGACAAGAAGUUGUUCAGGCUUUGCCCUUUCUGGCAGACGGGAGCUACUUUCUCUUCUUCGUCGUCUACGCAGCACCUGAACCAUGGUAGCCACCGUGGUCGCCAUAGUAAUCGGAAUCCGGAUAUUUCCGGCGGCUCCAGGCCUUCCUCCGCCGUGACUGUCUCCUCCAUCGCCAGAUCGCUCCUCCCGACUCACCGUCGUCUCCGGCUAGAUCCUUCCGGUUACCUCUACUUCCCGUAUGAACCUGGCAAACAAGUUCGGAGUGCGAUUAAGCUGAAAAACACAAGCAAAUCUCAUACUGCAUUUAAGUUUCAAACAACUGCACCAAAGAGCUGUUACAUGCGUCCUCCCGGUGGUGUCUUGGCGCCCGGAGAGAGUAUUAUCGCGACCGUGUUCAAGUUCGUGGAACAUCCAGAGAACCACGAAAAACAGCAGUUGGACCAGAAGAGCAAGGUUAAGUUUAAGAUAAUGAGCCUGAAGGUGAAACCAGGAAUAGAGUAUGUUCCUGAGCUGUUUGAUGAGCAAAAGGAUCAAGUAACAGUAGAGCGAAUCUUGCGGGUCGUGUUCCUUGACGUAGAGCGCCCGAGCCCUGCGAUGGAGAAACUAAAACGUCAACUGGCAGAAGCGGAAGCGGAACUCGAAGCCCGAAAGAAGCCAGUGCCCGAGACAGGUGCUCGUGUAGUUGGGGAGGGACUUGUUAUAGACGAAUGGAAGGAGAGGAGGGAGAAGUACCUUGCUCGACAACAGGUCGAAGCCGUAGAUUCCUCCUGAAACACGGUGACUAAACUCCUCUCUUUCUCUUCUCUUCUCCCGAUGCCUCUAUUCUCUCCGAAACUUGGCGUCGUCCCCAUCUGAAUUCAAUGAGGACAACGAAUGAGUUUGAUAGCUUCCCCCAUGCGCUGCGUUUUGUCGCUUCUUCUGUCUUUUUCGUUGUGUAUAUAAGCUCUAUGGUUAUUUUUUUUCCCCUGGUUUAUGGGAAUAAACGGCCAGAUUAGAUGGGCAUAUCAUCAAAUCUAAGUCAUGUAUCUCUGUGUGUGUGUGUAUCUUUAAGGCGCUUCAUUUUUCUUUGUGUCAUCUCUUAUGUUUCUAUGUUCUGUAAUCUCUUGGAUCCUUUUGUUCUGCCAAUCUCUUGCAAUGUCGUGUAGUGUGCGUGUGAUUCACCUCGGUUUGUGUUCUCAAUAAAUGUGAUCUGCUUGCUUAUGUUU
Messenger RNA from Tarenaya hassleriana, 1448 nucleotides. Its product is annotated as vesicle-associated protein 4-1-like. Bases 211 to 1014 code for a protein of 267 amino acids. NCBI's taxonomy places the organism in Eukaryota, Viridiplantae, Streptophyta, Magnoliopsida, Brassicales, Cleomaceae. Gene Ontology annotation, cellular component: endoplasmic reticulum membrane; plasma membrane. The record is from RefSeq and is a predicted model, not a curated record. The transcript is spliced from 7 exons. Gene Ontology annotation, biological process: endoplasmic reticulum membrane organization.